AUGCCAGUAGCAGCUGACGCCAUCUUUGAGGAGGCGUGGAUCAGCACCGAAAAGUGCAAAGUCGAUCCCCUCGUUGUGCAGGGUAUGGAGCAGGAUGCGGUCAGCCAGACUUGGUUCACCUCCCGGCCUCUCUCCCGUAAAUUUGUAUCACGCGUAGCUGAGAUUCAACUAUGCACCGACUCGCACGAUCAGGGUGCCGUUGCCUUAGCCGUUGCUGGGGAUUCACCGACUGACGGUCUGGAUGCCCUCAAGGGAAGCCAAACGUGGUUCGACAUUGCCAUUCUUCCCAGCGCAGAUUCCACGGAAAUCAAGCGAAGCAAGAGCGGCAGAGAGAUGGUCUGGACUUCUCACUUCAAUCAGAUCUCACCCGAUCACAGCCUGAACGUUCCUGUUCGCCACUUUGGAACCGUGUUCGACCGUAGAGCGGACCUGCUUGCUUGUCUCGCCGAAGGAGAUGUUCUUGCCAUUAGGGUGUGCGCACGUAGACGUGGUUCCAUCAACACUGCCACGAGAGCCUUUGUCACUGCACGUCUGCUCAGCGAAGGUGAGUGCUGUGCGAGGGCGCGGCGCCGUGCCGUGACAGCCGAAUUACCUUCAACCACUGACCACGUCGCCCUCAACCUUCCGUAGACCUCUUCACGCCUCAAAAUUGGACACUCACCAAUAGCACAAUCCCCAAGCACGAGGCAGAGAUCAAGGACGGAGUGUACACUUUUUCAGCCACCACUUCCUGCUUAGUGCGCGCUGAAGAUUCCAAGGUUCGGUCGAGCAUCUGGAUGACCAGUCCAGCUCUGGACCGUGCAGCCAUCGAUCAACUGGAGAGCGUCCAGCUCUUCACGCGCUCUCGAUUUCAACGUCUACCUGAAGAAGGCGUAUUGCCAGCCAUCGAGGCCAAGGACAGCUUCAGCUGGUUCGACAUUGUCAUCCUCGACUCUCCAAGCGCCACGACUCCGCGCAUUGUUAAUGGCGUCACGCUCUGCUGGCUCUCUCAUCAGAAUGUUACAAACGACUUUUCACGAACUGGUCAGGCCGGUCAACUUUUCGACAUUGAUGAGCAGGAAGACGUUCGAUGCGCGGAGAUCCAAAAUAUCAAGUCGGCUCUGAGAGAGGGAAAUGUGCUAGCAGUGCGGGUGUGCGCUCAGUACAAGGGGUGGGAAAAUUACGCCAAGGAUGGCAAACUCGUCGUGCGCAUCUCCAAUGAGAGUGAGUGACAUGCGAGGUGCAUAGCUCAGUCUUGUGCGCACGAGCCACUUCUUAAGCUGCGAGUAUUCUAUCUGGCAGGCAAGGCCGCGCCAGCAAUCCCCAUUCCAGACUAUACCCAGGCCACAGAGACGACCAAAGUGCUUCAGCAAACGGUCAGAAAAUUCUAUAACGCAGUCGAAGCACAGAGCGAUGUUGUGAUUCAAUCGCAAACUACCGGCGCUCUUUCCAACGAGAUUCGUGCAGACCAAGUCUUGACCAACCCAUCACCUUCAGCUCCUCCUCCCUCUUAUAGCGCUUCGCUUCGACCUCUGCGCGUCUUGUCUUUGGGUGAGGAAACAGUUCGGAGGAUCGCUCGCAGAGCGUGGACUCAUCCUUGUUGCUGACGCGGUCUUGUCCCCGCCUUUGGUAAUGCUGUCAGAUGGCGGUGGAGUCCGCGGUGUGUCGGAACUGCGCAGCUUGAAGCAGAUCAUGGACAGAGUCUCGGCUAGAGAGGGUCGCAAGCCCGACAACCCUAUUCACCCCCACCAAUGGUUCGACAUGAUCGCAGGCACGAGUACAGGAGGGUGAGUAUGCCACGUAUGCCGCGGUAUCUCGGCACUAGUGAUCGGAAUCAUGGCGCUGAAUCGAUGUCCUACCCACUUCUCCCCGCAUCACGCUGGAAUAGGCUUAUCGCUAUGAUGCUAGGUCGUCUCAAGCUGAGCAUCGCACAGUGUGAAGCGGCCUACGACAAGAUCUCCAAGCAGGUGUUCCAAUAUAAGGCGGGAUGGAUCAAAUACAACGAAGGUGUAGCUUUCGCAAUGGGAAGUUAUAUGUACGAUGCCGACAAGCUGGCGGAUGCCGUUCGAGAAAUUGCGGGAGAGUUUGGGAUUGAGAAAGAUAGAGAGAUGAAACUUCGGGAUGAGAAUAAUACUACCGACACGGAGGAGUGUAAAGUGUGAGUUCAUCUUGCGCUUUGGUACGACGUGAACGCUGGGCCUGGACAGCAUUGCGUCGUAACGAGGCAAUGAGUAGGCACGGCAACGCAGACCCACCAUGCACAACACAUUGCUCACCUUUUCCGACGCAAUGUCGCGCCACGCCACAGCGUUGUCUUGACCUGCAGAGCCAAUCCGACGGAUGACGGAAAGAUGGGUGUGCAUCUGCGUAGUUACGUCUCUCACCCUAACGUUCCAGACCUGUACAAGGACUUUACGCUCUGGCAAGCCGCACGAGCUACCUCUGCAGCUCCCGUCUACUUUGAACGACUCAAGGUGGGCGACGAUGAGUUCAUCGAUGGAGGCAUGGGUUUCAACAACCCGGUGCUUGAGUGAGUGGAGAAGACGUGCAUCAGAGGAACAUUGAGGGGUAGUCAGACAGAAUGGAGGAUAUUGCUAACCCGUGCGUUGUACUGCGCUCUCCAUCGCUUCUUACAGGUUGUUCACGGAGAUGAAUCACGUGUACGGACCAGCUCGACCUAUCGAGGCGGUAAUCAGUUUGGGAACAGGUGUGCCUAAGGAUCUGCGAUUCUCGAAGACAGGAGUAAGCACGACGAUCAAGGAAGUAAUUGGGAUGUUGACGAAUUCGGAAACAGCGCACAAAGCAGCAGAAGACAUUGUUCCGCGCUUUGCGCUUCUCGGAAAGGAGAAGUAUUGGCGCUUCAACCUGAGCAAAGCGCUUUCUGAUGGCGAUGUGGUAGGAAACGGCCAAAAGUACGAGGAACUCAUGACGCUUAUGGAUGAUUGGAGCGCUAUCCCGCUCAUUCGACAACUCACAGACAAGUGGCUCGCUCAUCCCGAGACCGUUCAAAUGCUCGAGAGAUGCGUCGCGAGUUUUAGUGACGGCGAGAAGACAGACCUAGUACCACCCUCUGUAGCACUGGCCAAAAGUCACCACUGA
Molecule: messenger RNA, 3078 nt
Organism: Ceraceosorus bombacis
Lineage: Eukaryota; Fungi; Basidiomycota; Exobasidiomycetes; Ceraceosorales; Ceraceosoraceae
Source: the annotation of a GenBank genome assembly